Messenger RNA from Xylaria bambusicola, 1406 nucleotides. RefSeq lists its product as uncharacterized. The transcript has a single exon. Lineage: Eukaryota; Fungi; Ascomycota; Sordariomycetes; Xylariales; Xylariaceae. The record is from RefSeq and is a predicted model, not a curated record. Bases 243 to 1067 code for a protein of 274 amino acids.
UUUGAAGGUGCGAACAAGAAAUUUAGUUUUGAGAGUCAGGCAUAUACAUAAUACCGCUUGCUCUCCUUUUCUCUCCAGUUUCCCACGUUCCAAUCUCUACUUUUACCCACUCCGUUCCCACGUUGUUUUACCACCGCAACAACAUAAGCCUUAUUCUCGUCAUUCAGAAUAUCUUCUCGCACAUCCAUUUCUCAAGACUCUCUUCUAUAACUUAGCAAAAGUUACCUGAAGUGACAUCAGCCAUGAGGCCGGGUAGAUACGCCAUUCACUCUCACAGUGGCCCUGCCACUAUCCCCUACAUCCCUCCACAGAGGGACCAAACCAGUAGCAUCCCUCACGGCGACGAUAGUGCAGACGAUGGCUCAGACAUGGAACAGUCUGGCAGUUGCCGCGGCGGAAAUCAGGGUUCCAGUAGCCCUGGUUGGAAUUUUGGCGAAGGCUCCUCCCGAAAUGGAUCUCAACAGAAUCCCUAUCGACAGAGCCCUCAUCAGCAAAGUCCCUAUCAACAGAGUCCUCGCCAAUGGGGCCCUCAUCAGCAGGGUUCUAAUGACGGUUAUUAUCGCUCCUUACUAGAGCUAUGUGAAACGGCCAAGGAUACUAUCAUGACUAGGUAUAGACAAGGACAGGCACAUAUACAAUGCCUCAAUCAAGAUCUGUUGCUAGGGGCAGAGCAUUUCCACAAGGUGGAGGAUGAGGCCAACUACUGGAAGCAGAAAUGCUAUGAAAAAGAACGCGAGAUCAACCAAGUGAGGGAGAAAUGGCGUCAAACAGCUAUUUUCGCGCAGACAAUGUCAACGUGGGCGCCAGGUCGCCAUCAUGCCCUAGAAAAAAUAUCAAACGACCUAGAGGAAACUUAUAAACGUCUCAAGAACUCAGUCGAUGCUAUCAUGGCACACUGCGAAGUUGAUAUCCUUGGCAAGGAUACGACAGGGCAAAACUCUGGCAAGCUCACGAACGAUUUGCACCAACUCUACCUGUUAUGUGACCAGAUGAUGACCGAAACCGGACAUUAUCGCGCGCUCGAAAAGUGGUUACGAGAACCACCUUGGCUGAGAGGAGACAUAUAGUUCUUUCUUCAGCAUCGACAAAGCUAGCGAAUCUUGUGAGGAGAUGUUGGCUAGUGUAAUUGUCUAGUGGGUAUACUUUGUUUGUAAUCCUAGGUGAGGGAAUGGGCGCAACAAGCUACGAGGAAUUAAUUCCUAAAUAGACAGGACCAAUGGUGGCCGAGGGCUAGGAUGCAGGGUAGAGAGGGUCGAAGGAGGAUCCAUGCACAUGACUUGAGGAGGGAGUCGGUUGUGACGACAUCGAGCCCUUGUCUGGGGUUGCACUCAUCUCCAUUCUAGGUCGAAAGACGGAUUUUGAGUCCAACACCAUAGCGUUAGUCCAGAUAGCGAAUUGCCAAAAGC